Molecule: messenger RNA, 3213 nt
Organism: Magallana angulata
Lineage: Eukaryota; Metazoa; Mollusca; Bivalvia; Ostreida; Ostreidae
Exons: 3
Coding region: 146-2236 (696 amino acids)
Source: RefSeq, a predicted model, not a curated record
UUCAGUCAUAAAUGUCUUUUGUCAUGUUUAAUGACCCCUUUUGGCCAUAUAUAUUAGCGGGCAUUGGUCGGUUUGUCAGAAAAAAAAUCAGACAUUUGACAAAGGAACGGUCUGUUAUACUUGCACACCAACAAAAGGAUUAACAAUGAAAAACUCACGCCGCCAGGUGUCGCUUUGUACAGUCAUGGUAUCCUUGGUUAAUCUUGCUGUGACGAUGAAUGGCGUAGAAGCUCAGUUCAACCCUGUAGGAGUUAGAGAUCCAUGGGGACCUCGAUCAUUCCGAGGGCAGUUUCCUUCACCUUUUUCUGGCCGAAUGCAAGAGUUAACGGCGAGGGGGUCGGGAAGGAGCCCUCCGAUCAGACAGCCGAACACCUGGGGGUCGGGAAGGAGCCCUCCCAUCAGGCAGCCGAACACCUGGGGGUCGGGAAGGAGCCCUCCCAUCAGACAGCCAAACACCUGGAACCAAUCUCCCAUAGGACCGGGGCAGUUUCCGAGACCAGGAGUUAACCCAAUGAACCAUAAUAUCGUACCACCGGCUAGUUCUAACUUAAAUCCAGAAAAUGGGCCUGUUCCAAAUCAGGCUUCGGGAAUCAGUGCUAUUACAUCUAUCUUUUUGAACAAUACAUCUGUUUUAAACUCUGGGACAGGGAAUGGCCUCUCUCCAGCAAGCAUUCUUAGUCAAGUACAGAAUCUUCCAUUCGGAAGUCAAAACCCGGCGGGAUCUUCUAACGGCCUGUCUCAAAUUCUAAAUUUUGGCAAAACACUUCUAGAAAAUGCUCUACGUGAAAGGACACCUACUAAUGCAGAUACCUCAUCAGGUAACCCUGACGUUAAGCUGAAUGAAAAUCAGUCGCCACAAGAAACGAUUCACUCAAUUGCCACUCCAAAUAUCAAAGCUCCAGAGAUUGGUUCUACUUUUGAAAAAAAAGAACCAGCAGAAAGUAGAAGUGCACCGAUAAAAAGCCCUACCAAUCAAGUACUAGUAUCUCCAAAAGUAAUAAGUGAACCAGUAAAUCCAAGCGAAGUGAAAACUGUUAAAGAUUCCGUGAAACCGUUAGUCUCUGGAUCUACUGAUAACACAGAUCUAUUAAAACCGACAGGUCCUAAACUCAAACCAAUCACUGGACGUGGCAAUUCCAUUGAAGCUAUCCCGUUAGAUACAACACAACAUACAGGUAAUGCCAAUGUUUGGCCAGAUGGGCAACUAACAGACGUAAUCCGUCCUGGAGAUGGACUUCAUACCAUAAACCCAAUCACCGGACUGCCCGAGUUUCCUCAUUCUAAACCCAUUUCUGUUGUAGCACCAAAAGAAGUCGUAGAUAAAGGGCAUUUUCAUGUUGACGGAACGUUUCAUGAUUUUCCUGUUGAGCUGCACGGUAGGGAUAGAAGUAACUCGGGAAACAGCCUAUCUGUUCUUGAUCCCGUUACCGGAGAGAUAGCUGUUUUCCCCGAUAUAGGCAUCAACAGCGAUUCAAGCCAUAAAACCGGAGACCCAACAGAAAUCCGCGCAGCAUGGUUGAUGGCAAGAAAAAGAGCACAAAGACUUCGGGAGCAGAAUCGCCGACUGCGAGAGUUAUUACGUCAGCAUAUGAACGAGGUACACCCAAGUGAGAUAGUUCCAAUCGGUGACAUCAGUGGCCUCAAACCUGGUGACGUCAUUCCAAUUGACGUGAUACCAUCUUUUCCUGAUUACAUUCCUUCGGCCACAGCAUCUCCAACUGUAAAGAUUCCUAGCGAUCUCGGAUUUCCAGAACCGGAACCGGUCAUUCCGGGUAAUCCAAUAGAUUCUGUCCAACCAGAGCCGGGUGAUGCCAUUCCUUUCAACGAUGUCAUACCUGAAUAUAUUCCUUCGGCCACAGCUUCACCUAUAAAAGUACCUAAUAUUAGAGAAAAGCGUCCAUUGCAACCCGGUGACGUCAUACCAUUAGAUGACGUAGUACCGGGGUACAUUCCGUCUGCCACGGCCGCACCUGAGUUUAUUUUCCCAAUUAAGGACAAAGAUACUAAACAUAAUGGAGCACAUCCGGAGGUUCCAGUAAAACCGAAACUCCCAGACACAUUUCUUUUGCCGGCUACCCCUGCCCCAGUGAUCAGAGUUCCGCCAACCACCAGACGUCCCCUUCCACCCCCGCCCCCUCCCCGUCGCCCGCCCCCACCACCCCCGCAAAAGAAGAAUAAUUUGUUAGCAAAUCUAGGAAUUGGUUUUGCCAUUGGAAGUUUGUUGUUUGGAAAGUAGCCCGGUAACAGCAAAACGGCAGCAUGUUUAGGGGGUGGGGUUCAAUGGGCGAGUUGAUAUUAUGUAACGUAUGAUUUACUGUAUGAUUAAUUAAAGAUCCGUUCUUCUAUGUAAGACGUUAAAACAUUUAUAUGGCAAUUUAUACUAAGGACUUGUUUGAUGAAUCGAAUGUUUUGGAUUUAGCCAGCAUACAUACCAGCAUACAAUACGUUUGUCGUUAUAAACACGUUGGUGAAGAUGUGUUCUCAUCCAGGACCAACUGACAUUCAUCUUUUCGUCGGUCGAUUUUUUCCCUAUUUACAGGACCAUAGAGUUUAAAGAGGGGAAUUUUGAAUCUUGUUAUAACUUUGCAAAAAAGAAAAAUAAUAUUGUUUAAAUCAUAAAUCGUACAUAAGCGGGCUUGAUAAUCGUAGCCAUUUUUAGUAUAUCAAAGAAGAGCUUUUUACAGAGAUAGAGGAACAUAUUCAAAUUUUAUCGCUUAAAUAUCACAGUUUUUUCUUACUAAAAGUAUAAAUAUUAGCUGAAAAAUGUGUCUAUAAUUUUUUUUUAACAAAUCUGAUAGGUACAACCAAGUUAAGCCAUGCGCGGAUCUAGAGGGGGUGGUCCCGACACCCCCCCCACCCCCCGGAAAAUGAAAAAUUAUGAAAUUUACAAAGUAAAAUUAUCGCAUAUAUGCCUCGUACCCCUCCCCCCCCCCUCCGGGAAAAUAUUCUGGAUCCGCGCAUGUAAAGUGACUGAGUAAACGAGGUUAGACAUAUUCAUAGUUGUGAAACUUUACAUGUUAUUUUAUUACUUUAUAUAUUACGAAAUCCAUUUAUGUGAUAUUAUUUUGUCUGUGUGUUUUUAUAUUUAUAUAUAAAACAUAUUGUUGUAUACAUGUACAUGUAUUCUUAAUCAUAUUGUGCGACAUUAAACCAAUAAAGCAUCGACAAUGCGACAAUAAAUGCUAUGUGGACAUAUAUAUUUGUUUAUUCACC